UCACAUAGAGAGUCCUCAAACACCAAAUGCUAUAGCCUAUUUACAUAAAUUUUGAUGUAGCUUAUAGCUACAAACGUUUUGAUAGUAAGAGAGAGUUCAAAGGAGAAAAAAAUGCAGGCACACAACAAUCCUCCUAUCUUACCAAAGAGAAUAAUCUUGUUGCGCCAUGGUGAGUCCCAAGGCAAUAUGGAUGCAAAAACCUACACCACCAUCCCAGAUAACGAAAUCCCUUUAACUGAAAAAGGCCUGGUCCAAGCCUGGGGUGCUGGGGUCCAAAUCAGGGAUGUGAUCUCCUGCAACAACACCACAUCUAAUUGGAAGGUCUAUUUCUAUGUAUCACCCUAUCAACGUGCCCUAUCGACGUUACGAGAGAUUGGACUGUCAUUCUCAAGGAAGGAAAUAAUUGGUGUAGAUGAGGAUUGUAGACUUAGGGAACAAGCUUUUGGGAACUUUCAAGAUGAGAAAAAGAUGAAGGAGCUUAAAAUUAAGAAGGAAGAAUAUGGGCGGUUCUUUUAUCGGUUCCCGGAUGGAGAAUCGAUUGCUGCUCUCUCUGAUCGUGUUUCAGAUGGAGCAUUUGGGUGUAAUAAGAUCGGCCUGCUGAAGGUGACACCUUGGUCACAAGUCACAACCAGCUCAGAGAUCUAGGUUCUAAUAAAUUAGACAUUCGGCUCCAACUAUAUCUACUACCCAGGAAAUAUGGAAAACUUUGACAUCAGCAAGUUAGUUCAACAUCUUAAAAAAGAAAAAAAAAAUGGACCUUCUUGAAGAGAGCAAAAAAACAAAACAAUUCCAAAAUUUUCUAAAAUUCUUCUUAUACAUUAUAAUUUUCUGUUACAUUCUUAUUUGUGAGUCAUACUUAUGUGAGAGAAAAGCAUAAUACAUCACGUAUACAGAACAUUUUCUCCAAAAUUUCUAAUUCUUUUGCGUAAUAGUCUAAUAGAUAUAGGACCCAUCCUUACCUAAAAGAGAAGCCUCUAAUGGACAAAAUAAGUUUCUAAUUUUUUUUUUUUUUUUGACAAAAGCGAGGGUUUCUUUUCACAAUGGGCAUGGAAUCCUUCAACUCUUUCACAUGUACAUAUGCAUUCACGUUGCUUUGAAUCUGAUGCUUAAAAAAUACUAAUAAAAGAAAACAAAGAAAGUUUACAGAUUAGUCUAGUCUCCUGUCAAAAUAGUACUACCAUUCAAGCCGACUAUACUAUUUUACGAGUUGAAUUUGGGGCAAUGGAUAAGGCCAGGGUGCUCAUAUCAUCAACAUCAUAGCCAUCAAAGGUACAUUCAC
Messenger RNA from Quercus robur (English oak), 1279 nucleotides. RefSeq names its product phosphoglycerate mutase-like protein AT74. The record is from RefSeq and is a predicted model, not a curated record. The transcript is spliced from 2 exons. Lineage: Eukaryota; Viridiplantae; Streptophyta; Magnoliopsida; Fagales; Fagaceae. Gene Ontology annotation, molecular function: phosphatase activity. Bases 112 to 645 code for a protein of 177 amino acids.